Molecule: messenger RNA, 1630 nt
Organism: Cimex lectularius (bed bug)
Lineage: Eukaryota; Metazoa; Arthropoda; Insecta; Hemiptera; Cimicidae
Exons: 5
Coding region: 113-1207 (364 amino acids)
Source: RefSeq, a predicted model, not a curated record
UUCCAGGCAUGGAGAAGGUUGAACGGGCUGUUAUCCUUCUAAUCACUUAGGCUAAUCCUUUAGUUAUUUUUGUGUAUUGGAUUAUCAGAGGAUUAAAGUGGGUCAGAACAGGAUGGCCGAAGAGACGGAAAACCCGUCUGUAAACAUCAGAGUCAAGCUGAGAAGCAACGCUGCCCAGGAGAGGAUCAAGCGAAGACAAGAGCUUUUCGACAUGCACAGGGACUUAAGUUCUAAGUUCCAACUGCAGAAAAGCUACGGGGAAAGCGACGUGGUCAAGGCGGCCGCUUGCAUAGUGGGACAUGGCAAGGACAAAGAAGACGCCUUCGCUGUGCUCAAAGCGGCAUUCAUCCAGGACGAAUCGCUCAUCGUCGCUUUCAUGAAGAUUGAAGGCGCUCUGCACUCCUUGGUCGGAUACUUGCUAAGCAGAAACUCCUAUGAACAAUUGCUUGCGACGGAAUGCUGCUGCAACCUUUCCCUAGGCGACGGCAAAACCUGCUACAAGCUGGCGAAGGCGGCAACCCCAUACCUCAUCACAAUACUACAAGGUUGCAAUUAUAAACUGAUGGAUGUUGCAAUCGAGACUUUGAGCAAUUUGGCUGGCACUGGUGAAAAAACAAGCCGGCUUCUCUACUCCCAAGGAAUUUUGGAAGCAUUUCAAAGGACAAUCAAAUUUCCUGAGCUAGGCGAGCUAACAGCGAAAGCGCUCGUCAUGCUAACAAAAAGCCUUAAAAUGACUUUGAAGGAUGAUGAGGUUCUAGCAGUAGUAAAUUCAGUGCAUCCAUAUUUUGUGUCAUCAGUCCACGUCCAAUGGCUUUUAUAUCAUUUAUCUUCAGUAAAGUAUAUUAUACCGAAACUCCUCGAGAAAGAGAUCCCUGGAACGAUAAUCUACAAUUUGGACAAACUGGAAUCAUUGUGUUCUAAGAAUAUAAUGUCUGUGACUGCACAAGUCAGAACUUUAGGCAAUUUAAGCAUAGAUGCUAACGGAUAUACCGCUAAUGUUAUACUCGACAAUUGGGAGAUAAUGUUAAAGACGAUGAGAAUUUUUAUGAACUCGAGUUACAAACACCUCUGCAAAGAACUGUUCUGGGUAUUGGGCACCAUGUUGAGACAUGAUUCUCCUGAUGUACAGCAAAAGUUGAUAACGAGGGCAAGGGACUUGCAGUGGCUGAAUGUAUAUACGUUUCAUUCCGCAGCCCCAAGGAUAUGAUCUUGUUGAAGAUGAUGAAUGAUUUUGUGCCUUACAAUCAGUAUUUUCCUUGAUCUAACACUUGCAGGCAACGCUUCAACUCUUGGUCGCAUUUGCAGUGGGAUCUGAAAUCAAAUUUAAGGGAUUUUUUAGUUUAUUUGUUUUUGUUUGAAAAAUAUCAGUAAGAAGCAUGGCUGUUAAAAAUAUAUAUUUUUUCUUUUCUAAAUUUUCUUUAAAAAAAAUAUAUAUAUCAUUUAAGCGUUUUAUACUUGUACAAUGAGAGAUAACAUUGCAUCCAAUAUUUUAACUUUUAUAUUGUUUAGAGCAAAAAUGUUUUUACUUUUUAUUAUCACCUCAUCUUCUUGUGUCGAUGUCAAAGUUUCAUAAAUUUGUUUUCCUGUGGGUGAUGUGAUCACAAUUUAAUAUAUAUUUGUUCAUAGUUCC